Pieris macdunnoughi is the source of this 612-nucleotide messenger RNA. The record is from the annotation of a GenBank genome assembly. NCBI's taxonomy places the organism in Eukaryota, Metazoa, Arthropoda, Insecta, Lepidoptera, Pieridae.
AUGGCUAAGAAGACUUACGAUUUACUUUUUAAACUUCUCCUAAUUGGAGAUUCUGGUGUGGGCAAAACAUGUAUAUUGUUCAGAUUUUCAGAUAAUCAUUUUACAACUACAUUCAUAUCUACAAUCGGUAUAGAUUUUAAAAUAAAAACUUUAGAACUUAGAGGUAAGAAAAUAAAACUUCAAAUAUGGGAUACAGCUGGACAGGAGAGGUUUCACACCAUCACAACAUCUUACUACCGUGGAGCAAUGGGAAUCAUGCUGGUGUAUGAUAUAACAAAUGAGAAAACAUUUGAUGAUAUUGUCAAGUGGUUAAGAAAUAUAGAUGAGCAUGCUAAUGAAGAUGUAGAAAAAAUGAUCCUCGGUAACAAAUGUGACAUGGAAGAAAAAAGAGUUGUCAGCAAAGAACGUGGAGAGGCGAUAGCGCGCGAGCACGGGAUCAGGUUCAUGGAGACAUCGGCCAAGUCCAACAUAAACAUUGAGCGCGCGUUCUCAGAGCUGGCGGAGGCCAUCCUCGACAAGACGGCGGGACGCGAAGCGGACGCCGACCUGGCGCGUAUCGCAGUCGAGCGCCGACCAUCGCGCGCUCCGCCCGCCCGCGCCUGCUGCUCCUAG